Messenger RNA from Closterium sp. NIES-65, 471 nucleotides. NCBI's taxonomy places the organism in Eukaryota, Viridiplantae, Streptophyta, Zygnematophyceae, Desmidiales, Closteriaceae. The record is from the annotation of a GenBank genome assembly.
AUGAGCCCGUUGGCGUACCGACGUGGGUUACGGGAGGAUGUAUGCGCUCUUGCAGAAGGGCGGCUGAUCGGCAAGCUCACGGCAGCUGGGCAUGAGAUCCCUCCUGGCAACGAGAUCAGGAAACCGCAUGAGGCUGAGGUGAUUGGCGAUGAGGUGGAGGAUAAGGAGUGGAGAGCGGAGAUGGCCAAACGGAUGCAUAGGCUGGAGGUUCGCAAUGAGGGUCAGGCAGUGGCUAUUGCCAAGCUUGAGAGGCAAUUGCAUGAGCUGAUGCUGUCCCGUGCUCCGCAGCAUGGCAUUGACGGUGAGGCUGCAGGGGAGGGACAUGGUAAUGAGGCAGGGGACGGUGGAACUGGUGAACAGGCAGGUGUGGAAGACAAGGACAGUAUGCGUGACGGUGUUGGGAAGGGUGAUAUGGUUGACGGUGCGAGGAGUAACAGAGCGAAAGUGGGGGUGCGUGUUGAGGGUGCUUGA